AUGGAUCUUGCCAGUUUGAAAGAGGCUGCGUCCAAUUUGUCGUUGUACGAUUUGAAGGCCGGUGUGCGAAAGGUACAAAAUGCUGUGAUGAACUAUACCGAGAUGGAGGCCAAGGUCAGAGAGGCUACGAAUAAUGAGCCAUGGGGUGCUAGUUCUUCAUUGAUGCAGGAAAUUGCCAAUGGCACAUAUAAUUAUCAACUACUCAACGAGAUCAUGCCUAUGAUUUAUAAGAGAUUCACAGAGAAAGCCGCCGAGGAAUGGAGACAAAUAUACAAAGGAUUACAACUACUCGAAUUCUUGAUCAAGAAUGGCUCGGAACGUGUCAUUGAUGAUGCACGAUCCCAUCUAACACUCCUCAAGAUGCUACGCCAAUUUCAUUUUAUCGAUCAGAAUGGUAAAGACCAAGGUCUUAAUGUUAGAAACAGAGCCAAGGAGCUGGCGGAACUUCUGAGCGAUGUCGACCGGAUUCGGGCGGAACGGAAGAAAGCACGAACUACCCGAAAUAAAUAUACUGGAGUUGAAGGUGGAGCAGGAUUAGGUGGUGGAAUGUCAGGUUCCAGUAAAUAUGGAGGAUUUGGGAGUGAGGAACAAGGUGGUUAUGGUGGAUAUAGUGGAGGUGUGUAUGGAGAUGGUGGUGGAUUUGGAGGCCAGACUAGCGACUUUCAAGAUUCUGGCACUCCAGGGGAACUUGGUGGCAGCAGUAGCCGCAGAGACAAUUUUGAGGAAUAUGACGAAUAUGACGAGGGAGCAGCUCCUUCAUCAUCACGAAGACAAGCCGAAAGCUCCUCAGCAUCCUCCAAUCGCAAAAGGGCUGGAACCGAGCGAUCAACGAAAAAAGUCGAACCCCCAAAGAAGAAGGAGCCUGAAGUUGACUUGUUCUCUUUCGACGACCCAAUACCCGUAUCUACACCGGCAAUUGCGCCAGCGGCAUCAAAUUCUCUGGCCGAUGAUGAUGACUUCGAUGAUUUCCAAUCUGCGACUCCCGUACAACCAGCUGCCCCAGCAGCGUUCUCUCUCACAUCACAACCUACCGCUACUACGACCUUUAAUACACAAUAUGCUGCCCCUCAACCAGUCUCGGCACCAAAGGCAGCAAACUUGAGCGAUCUAGUCGGAUUUUCAUCGAUUUCACCAGCAACAAGCACCAAUAACACCCCAGCCAACUAUUCUGCAUUUUCUCCCCCUGCAAUGGCUCAACAACCACGCCCAGUUCAGACGAGUUAUCAAAGUGCACAACCAAAUUAUUUUACGUCAGUUCAAGCUCCCAGCAAACAACCAAACACAAUUUCGGCAACAUCCUCCGCCAAGUCACCUGUAGCUGCUAAAUCAUCUGGAGGAGAUGCUUUUGGAUCCUUGUGGUCUACUGCCAGUGCUGGUGUCAAAAAGACUAGCACUCCCACAACUUCAGGCCCGGCUCUGGGGCAAUUGGCCAAGGAGAAAGCAAGCGCAGGUAUUUGGGGAGCCUCAUCAACAGGAUCAGCCCCUUCACACACUUCACAACAGAAGCUAGGAAAUGGAUUAGAUGAUCUAUUGGGUUGA
Sclerotinia borealis F-4128 is the source of this 1539-nucleotide messenger RNA. NCBI's taxonomy places the organism in Eukaryota, Fungi, Ascomycota, Leotiomycetes, Helotiales, Sclerotiniaceae. The record is from the annotation of a GenBank genome assembly.